AUGUCAGCCCCAUCUACCACCCCGCCCGACUAUAAAUUCAAGACCUCCCUGCCAGCCAACUCUUCCUCGCCGCUGGACAAGCAACAGUCCCUGCUCACGAAUUCCAUUCUCGACCUUUUCGCAGGCUAUCCGACGAAGCGCAAACUCGCCCUGUGGGCCGACGAUGCCAGCUUUCAUGACCCGUUAACCAUAGCUGAGGGUCGCAAGCAAUAUGAAGCACAGUUCUAUGGAUUAAAGGCCUCUAUGAGCGAGAUUCACCAGCAGCAUUUCGACAUUGUAAAGGGCGGCAAUCCAAUCGAACUAAGCCUCAAGACGCUGUACAAGGUCAAGGGUGUUGGCAAGGAACAACUCGUCGACUCUAGAAUCCUGAUCCAUCUGACUCCGGAUGGUCAGAGGAUUUCAAAGGUCGAGGAUCAGUGGAACGGCGAUGUGCCUCCCGAUGGAGCUUUUGCCAAGGCUUUGAGAAACUUAAACAGCGUCACUGUCCCAGUCUUUGUCUCGGUCCCAAAAUCAAUUGAAGAAGAGGAAGCUGCUGAGCGGAGGUAG
Molecule: messenger RNA, 546 nt
Organism: Exophiala aquamarina CBS 119918
Lineage: Eukaryota; Fungi; Ascomycota; Eurotiomycetes; Chaetothyriales; Herpotrichiellaceae
Exons: 2
Coding region: 1-546 (181 amino acids)
Source: RefSeq, a predicted model, not a curated record